Messenger RNA from Vanrija pseudolonga, 570 nucleotides. Its product is annotated as Extracellular exo-alpha-L-arabinofuranosidase. The record is from RefSeq and is a predicted model, not a curated record. The coding region runs from base 1 to 570 and encodes 189 amino acids. The transcript has 3 exons. Lineage: Eukaryota; Fungi; Basidiomycota; Tremellomycetes; Trichosporonales; Trichosporonaceae.
AUGUUCACCAAGCUCGCCGCCCUCACCGUCCUCGGCCUCGCCGCCGCCCAGACCGUCACCGUGACCGUCACCGUCACUGCCCCGUGCCAGUCGGUCUCGAGCACCACCUCGGCGCCCUCGUCGUCGUCGACCACCUCGGCCCCCUCGAGCAGCUCGACCGCGCCCCCCACCGCCUCGGGCAAGCCCAUCCACCCCAACGGCAACACCAAGAAGUGUCUCGACGUCCAGGGCAACGUCCAGGCCAACGGCACCCCCGUGCAGAUCUACGACUGCAACGGCUCGCCUGCUCAGAACUGGGUCAUCUCCAAGGGCUCGACUGCCGUCCAGCUCGCCGGCACCCAGUACUGCCUUGACGCUUCGUCGAGCCCCGGCAACGGCGUCGGCCUCAAGAUCUGGCAGUGCUACCCCGGCCUCACGCAGCAGACGUGGUGGUACACCGACGACAACCGCAUCGCCGUCCAGGGCCAGGGCCAGUGCCUCGACCUCACCAACGGCGACCUCACCAACGGUGUCCAGCAGCAGACCUGGCAGUGCACCGGCGGCAACACGCACCAGAUCUGGACCCAGUAA